This is a messenger RNA of Toxotes jaculatrix (banded archerfish), 1714 nucleotides long. RefSeq names its product nuclear factor, interleukin 3 regulated, member 4 (gene nfil3-4). Gene Ontology annotation, molecular function: DNA binding; DNA-binding transcription factor activity. Gene Ontology annotation, biological process: regulation of DNA-templated transcription; circadian rhythm. The transcript is spliced from 3 exons. Gene Ontology annotation, cellular component: nucleus. The record is from RefSeq and is a predicted model, not a curated record. NCBI's taxonomy places the organism in Eukaryota, Metazoa, Chordata, Actinopteri, Toxotidae. Bases 422 to 1180 code for a protein of 252 amino acids.
GUUAAACACAGGAAAACAACACAUAAAGAGUGAGAGAAAGCAAAGAAGCAGAGGUGAGAGGGUAGGACUGAAAGCAUCAAGACGUUAAGAGCCCCCUUCUGCUGAUAAGUCGAACGCAUGACGCAGUCUCACAGGAGACUUCAGUUCUCCAAGUUGUAUUUCAGUACUGGGUGAGAGCGAGAUACCUCUGAAUUAGGUCCCUGGCACCUUGGCAGUUCUGCACGAGCUGCAACAGCUGAAGGUGACAGCUGCGGGCUUUCAAUAACUGGGAGCAAACUUGCACAUGUAACAAGCUGUCAGCAGCUGUCCCACUGACUACGAUCAACACUGCAUUCAGACAUAUUGUGGCGCUCUCAGCGAAGAGAAAUCAACCCACAGUAAGACAAGCUCUUUGUUGGUUGCUACUCACUUUUCAUCUACCAUGGAGUCCCUGCCUUUACCUCAUCAUGGAGGCCAAGACAGCCCUGCUUCACAAGUGGAAAAUGAGCUAGGCCGUAAGGGACCCCGUCGCAAAAGGGAGUUCAUACCUGAAGAGAAGAAGGAUGCCCUCUACUGGGAGAAACGUCGUAAGAACAACGAGGCAGCCAAGCGGUCUCGGGAGAAGAGAAGGAUGAAUGACUAUGUGCUGGAGACUCAUCUUGUGGCCCUGAAAGAAGAAAAUGCCAGGCUUAGUGCUGAAUUAAUGGCCAUCAAGCUCCACUUUGGCCUGGCUCACCCUGCCACGUACACUGCUCACCAGAGUAACCAACUGCAGCACCACAUCCACAGCAGCACCCAGCCCAUCACUGCCACCAGCACCCACCACCAGUCCCUGCAGAGGGACUACUACUGGGGCGGUAGAGACUCCUCUGUUGUGCCCAGCUACCAGCCUUCUCAUCCUCUUUUCAUUCCUGCAUAUGCCCUCCAUACCAUGAGGGGCUAUCCAUACUUAAACACAUCUAGUUGUAGCAGCUCUGGCCUCGUCACUCCCCUCGUUCUCCCUCGAAAUCUCCUGCCCGCCCAUUCAUCCCAUCCCAGAGGUUCCCUACUGAAGCCCAUUCCUACGAGAGCCACCUCAGAUGAGGAGGGGGAGCAGCAGGUCCCAGGGGUGCUGUCCAUGGCAUGCUUUGCUCCGCCUGGCAAAAUCCCCAGAAAAGGAGACAGAAACUGCUCUCCACCAAGACAGUGCAUGUCUGACUGACUGUCCAGUAUACAGGGGUGCUUAUAGUGGGGAGUGGGGAAUAAACAGUUCUCCUCUCUUUACGUCUUGUUAAAUAUUCCUGGUGCAAACUGAAUUCAGAGAUGUACUGUUUAAGAACACAUGGCGUUUAAACAGCCACACUCUCCGCUUUUUGCGUCACAGCAAUCAUUGACAGUGGUAUGCUGAAUGCUGAUCAUUCACACUACAGCCACAUGAAGAACAUAUUGUGCCAACCAACCCCCCCCCUACCCAAAAUGUGUUGUUCCCAACACGCUGUGCUGCCUCACAAAAAUAGAGCUUUGUAGCUACUUCAGCUCCUUUCUGUGUGCUUUCCUGAGUCAAAGUUGAGUCGAUGCUCAGAUGUGGGUUAUGAAUAAGAUAACAGCAGUCACUGAUCUCAGCCCACCAUUCUCACUUUAGAGAACUGCUAAUUAUUCAAACACACCAAGCAGCAGAAACAUUACUCCAAAAAAAAAAAAAUAACAUGUUGAUAAUGAAUGUUGAUAACAGUGACAAGAAAUAGUUGCGUGUAAA